Messenger RNA from Enterobius vermicularis (human pinworm), 5688 nucleotides. The record is from the annotation of a GenBank genome assembly. Lineage: Eukaryota; Metazoa; Nematoda; Chromadorea; Rhabditida; Oxyuridae.
AUGCAGUUCCAGGCGAUACUGUCGCCCUUGUUUCGUCGGGGCGACAUGACGAUCGGGGUUGCUGGCGGCUCUCGAGCUGCUAGCCGCAAUUCGCGAUCUGCCAAAUUUAGCACCUCUAAAUUGCUGAACAACCAGUAUGGUAGCAGCAGUGCAACAAGUGGAUCGCAGCUUGGUGGCCAGCCUUUAAACGGACCAGCACCGGGAAGCAGUUCAGGGAGAGGUGAUAUUAAGCAUCGGUUCGAAAUCAUUAAAAAAUUAGGUUCAGGUACCUACGGCAAAGUAUCGCUCGCCUAUGAUCACAAAACAGAAAGAGAAGUAGCCGUAAAAUUGAUCAGAAAAAGUGCCAUCGAGAAUAAACAAGAUCUCGUGAGGAUACGUCGUGAAAUUCGCAUAAUGUCAGCGUUAAAGCAUCCCAAUAUCAUUCAAAUAUAUGAAGUUUUUGAAAACAAAGACAAAAUUAUAUUGGUGAUGGAGUACGCAAGUGGCGGAGAACUUUACGACUACGUCAGCACAUAUGGGUCACUACCUGAAGCCGAAGCCAGGAGAAUUUUUCGCCAAAUUACCUCAGCUGUACUAUAUUGUCAUAAGCAUAAAGUUGCUCAUCGAGAUUUAAAAUUGGAAAAUAUAUUGCUUGAUGCAGAUAACAAUGCCAAAAUUGCUGAUUUUGGUCUUUCGAAUUAUUUUUCUGAUAAAAGUUUACUCUCCACGUUUUGUGGCAGUCCGCUAUACGCAUCACCAGAAAUUAUUAAUGGUACGCCGUAUCGGGGACCUGAGGUUGACUGCUGGAGUCUUGGUAUACUUUUGUACACUCUUGUUUACGGGUCUAUGCCAUUUGAUGGUAGAGAUUUUAAUAGAAUGGUUAGGCAAAUCAAAAGAGGGGCUUAUUUUGAACCGGAUACACCAUCAACAGCAUCCAUGUUAAUACGAAAUAUGUUGCGUGUGAAUCCUGAACGAAGAGCUGAUAUUGAUGAUAUUGCAAGCCAUUGGUGGCUUAACCUGGAAGAGAAUAUGCCUGUAAUACAGGAACUGCCAGAAAAUCAAAUUAUUGAUCACACACCACUAACAGAACGAGCAGAAACUAUGGUUGUACAAGACCUUGCUGACGAAACCGACGUUUUUAUGGACUUCGGCCACUUAAGUGCCAAUACAAGAAAGAAAAUUGAAGAGUUUCGGAGGCGUAGGAUCGAAGCUGAGGAAUACAACGAAUCUUCACCUAUUAAACCUCCAAAAACAAGGAAGACGGACGGUAGAGAUUCUAAGAAGGAACUUACCAGUAUUGAAAAAAGUUUGCGUCAUGAUGUUCCUCCCAAACAAGAAGAACCAAAACCAACAUUUGAAGAACUUAAGAACAGAUUUGCUGAUCCAUUAGAAAGACUUAAGCAGUUAGAAAACCGUCUACAAACCGGCGCGUUGGGUGACAAAGGAAUAACAUCCCUUCCCACAACGGUAUUGGAACAGGUAGAAUCUGGGCCGGUUAGUAUGAAUUUGAUUGCUCGAAUAAAAAAUCAUCCAUAUUAUGAAUCAAGACAGAUGGUUAAGGAACUGCUGGAAUCAAUUAUUGCAGCUCAGCCACCCGCUGUCCAGGAACAAGCGACUAAAGUUAUACAACAACACUCUCAGGAUCUUCUCCAGAAGCAGCAAUUGAAUGCUAGCACCAAGAAGGAAGUUGAAGCUGAAGAAAAGAAAACAAAAAAGAAUGAAUCGGCUGAAAGCGGUACAACUGUAACUGCAAAUGUUCGGGCGCAAAAGCCAGAAGCCGGUGCCAAAGAGUUGACAAAACCACAGCAGAGGACCAUGUUUGAAGGAAGAACGUGGCAUAGUGUGGAGGUUGGUUUCGAUCCUGAUGAGGAUAUGGAAACUGGACAGGAUAGUCGUCGUCAAUCAGUUAAUACUGACGCUACUGAAGAGACAGUCCAGGACACUUCAUUUGAGGAUGAGAGUGAAGAGGAGCUUCAGUUUACGAAAACCGAAAGGAAAUCGCAAGAGGAGAAAACUGCAACACCAGAUGCAACAAAUGAUGAGAGAGCUGGUCGUCAAACUACCGAAACGGGUAAUGAGGUUAUUAAUAAAGUCAAAAAGCCGGAUCAUGAUGAUGAAGGAGAUGAAGAAGAAGAAGAAGAGGGAGAAGAAGAGGACGAGGCGGAAGAUGAAGAGGAGGAAGAGGAAGAAGAGGAAGAAGAAGCUGUCGGUGAAUAUCACGCUCAGAUUGAUGCACUUGGCAAGGAAGUAGAACAGGUUGAAGAAGACGAAGACAACACCUCAUUUGCCAGUGCUGUGUCUCAUGUGAACAGCGAACCGAACCCUCCUCCAGAUCCACCUUCACAGUCCAAUGGAUCGCAAUUUCUGGAGCCGUUUGACAGAGGUUUAAUCAAACGUCAAAGCAAAGGAAAAUAUCAGCAUAGUAAAGUUGAACAUUAUGGAAGAGGUGUUUCGACGGAGUGUGAAAGUCCAACUUUCAUGCACCGCCGGAUUGGUGGUCCACAACCAACAAUUGAAAGAUCACCGUUCUUAUUCGACAAACUUAUCCAAAUUGGAAAAAAUAAUGUCGACUGUGUCAAAAAACUUUUCAAAUACACUUUUGCGACAGUAAAACUGUAUAUUAUGACAUACCCUAAAUACCUUGAUGACAGUGAUGACGAAUUUCCGGAGAAAUUCAGUAAGAAAAAUAAGGAGAAAAAAAUGAACUGGUUAAAAACACAAGAUCCGGACGUGCCAGAAUCUAGUGUGGAGAAUCAGCCCGAAUCAUCCAAUCCAUCUGCAAGUUUGGAUAAAUUCUCAUCUGCGCGAUCACAAGCUGUUGGUGGGACUAAGUCAGAAGAUGAAGAAGUCUCAGGUUCAGAGGGCGAAGAGGAAGAAGAAGAGGAAGAAGAAGAAGAAGAAGAAGAAGAGGAAGAGGAGGAAGAAGAGGAGGAAGAAGAAGAGGAGGAAGUAGUUGAAGCAGAAGCGGGCAAGAAGGACAAAGAAAAUAAACGAGACUCUGACCAAAAAAAAGCAGGUUCAAGCAGUUCUAGUCGUAAGGAAGACAUUGAUAGAAAGGAUGAGAAAUUUCAUGUACAGCCUGCAUUGUCUGCGCCAAAUUCUCGUGACAUCACAAACACCAGUCUGACAUUUCCUCCGAAUGCCACCACCAUUGGUCAGGCGACAGUUUCAAUAGUUUUGAAAACACCACCACCAAAACGAAAUUCGGUAAUCUCAGCAAUGCAAAGCGCACCAGCUAGCAUACAUAAUACACCCUCACCAGAGCCGAACAAUACGGUACAAGUGGCAACCUCAAGUACAGAAGAUUCAAAACCAUAUGUGCAUGUGGGAGAUUUGAAGGUUUCUGACUCUAAACCAGAUCGCUUGCAGACAUCGGUUGUCCCUCUUAAUUUUGGAGGCAAUAUUGCUGUUACAAAAUCAGCGUUAGAAAGGAAAGCUACCGAAAGAGAAGCAAGAAGAUAUAUUCCUCAUCAUGCAGAAAAUGAACGCUUUUAUCCAAGAAGCCCUUCACCAGCUACAGUCACACAAGAUAAGCAUGAUGUUGCCGGUGAAACUGGAAUUCAAGCUUGGGAAUCUGCAGCUUCCUAUAUAAGAAGAAGAAACAGAGAACGACGACUAAGGAAUCGAACGAUUGGGACACCUGAAGAUGUUUUGAGGAAUGUAAUGGAGUAUCGCGAUUAUGCUUCAAACGCUGGAGCAGGGUUGAACGCAAACAAAGAGCGGUCCUCGGUUUCAGAAGCAGCCCCGUCGAACGAAGAUCCGAAUUUACCAGCUAGAGCAACUUCUCCGUUAUCUGGAAUCACUUUACGCAACCUAGGCACUACUGAUCCGUUCUACCAUCACACUCGCCCAGUUUCUAUCGCAAGCACUAAAGAUUCUGUUAUUAGUGGUAAUCCUGCUGGCUCCUUGUUCAAUUUUGUUCGACCCCGUUACCAUGAUGAAAGUUAUCGGAGGCGAGAUAUUGAAAACGAACCUCCUUCUCCUUCUCGUUUUAACUUGGAAAACAAUCAAACAACUUUGUCACAUACUGAUAAGAACAAGUCUAAAUCCAUUCAUGAUUUAACACCAGAUCGGCCAGAAAGUACGGUUACGACGACAGCACACACUUCACCGUGGUAUGGGACAGGAACAACUCAUCAUUACGGUGCACGUUAUGAAAACGAACCUGUCUCUUCCUAUAUCGGUUCUUCGUUUCAACCUGAGAGCAAAAGAUUCCAUGUUUAUCAAACAAGAGCCGAGAGGGAGGCUGAAAGGAAUGCUGCGCUAUCGAAUUUACAUCCACCUUCAACGUUUAGGACAGGAUCGGCUUGGUAUACUGGAAAUGAUCGUCCCCUUACUUCAUACACUCCAGGAUCAUAUCGGUCUCGUUUUGACGACAAUUUCAUAUACAGAAGAAGUGCUUAUGACGUAGAACGGCCAACAACUCCAACUCCUAUAGGAGAAUCAACAAACUCUGGCACGACUGCUGCAAGUUCUUCAACGCAACCACCUCAUGAUCGUGGCGGAGGCGGAGUAGGAGGAUUGUUCUCCAGAUUUAGACCAGUUGCUAGAAGAGUUGCUUCUGCAGUUGGAAAUUCUGAACGUCGUAAUUCGCGCUCCCAAAGCAUGGAUCGAAAAACGUCAGCCACUGAGGAUAACGAAUAUCGUGCAAAUCUUCGCAACAGGCUGGUAACACCUGAAGUAACUACCGAUAGAGCAGAAUACAGUUAUAUAAAUUACUAUGACACGUCCUCAAAUGCUGGGUCAGUUCCACGUGAGCCUGAUCAGACUCGGAUGCCUUCGCGAGGGAUUUUAAAAAAUAAACAGAGUGCAGAUCUGGAGCCGCGUGCGGCAACGACGCCGAUUUCGGAAAACGGUCGAGGGUUGGUUGGAGGGAAAGACCGGUCACCGGCGACGUCGGGAGUGAAAAACAUGUUGGAUCGGCUGAAACGACGUCUGUCGACAGAGAAGAGCCUGAGUCCAGCACCGCAGGAACCCUUGGGUCAUAUUCACACGCAGCAAGGAUCCUCCGUCGGGCUUCGGCACCGCUUCGGCUUGGGUACCGGCCUGGGGAAUUCUCGCGAAGGUUUCCACGGGCCUAACGAGCUCGCCUAUAGUAACUUUAACGAAGGCCGGAAAACACCAGCAAAAGUAGAGGAAGCAAAAGUGAAGAAACGAUCGUUUCUAAAUCUUGGCAGAAGGAAAACUGCAGAAAUCAGCAUAGGUGCUGAUGGAAAAAUAGUUACUUCGGGGGUUGAUGACGAUUUGAAACGUCCAUCUUCGCCAAUUGAGAAAAUUAAAUCAUUUUUCCGCAAAAGUAAAGAAAACACUUCGGCAAACGACCACGGCAACAAUCAGAGUAAUGUGAACACAAAUAAUAAUAUAAAUAAUAAAACUAUAAAUAAUAAUAUUAGUGUUAGCAAUAAUCCAUCAACAAUAACGAGUAAUUCUGCAUAUCCGCACCUAAGAGACUAUGUUCGUUAUUCACCAGUCGAAUCUCAACCUUCGACGACAAACAGAUACGGGUUGACAGACAAAGUAUUUGGUGUAUAUCCGUCAUCUAAUCUUUCGCCAAUUGCUGCAAGAGAUAGCUACGCAUCACAGUACAGGAAGUACACAGGGAGUAUAAACGGGAAUGUAUCGAAGAAUUUGAAUCGAUACAGCUAUACUCCGGGGUACGGCAGCGAUAGACCGAUGCGGCACUGGUAUGAAGAAUCCCAUUUAUAUUAA